Messenger RNA from Paraglomus occultum, 786 nucleotides. The record is from the annotation of a GenBank genome assembly. Lineage: Eukaryota; Fungi; Glomeromycota; Glomeromycetes; Paraglomerales; Paraglomeraceae.
AUGUCUAAUGAAAUAUUAAUCGCAAAACUUAAUAAUGUGGCUCUUAUAACUCUCAACAGGCCCCAGAAUGGGAAUGCCCUCACAAGUAAGAUGGCUGAUGAACUGAUUUGUGCCUUCCAAGAACUGGCUGCAGAUACGUCAAUACGUGUUAUCAUCAUAACCGGCGCUGGUAAGUGCUUCUGUACGGGGCUUGACCUAUCAACCGGUCAAUCAUCAACAGACCUCGACGACAUGAUUCUUAAAGGCAUGCGCCUAUUUGAAAUUAUAAAAUCCAGCAAAAAGCCCGUAAUUGCUCAAAUCAACGGCCCAGCACUUGGAGGAGGUGUUGGACUUGUGUUUACGACGGAUGUACGAAUAAUGACCAGGCAGUCAUAUUUUCGCCUUCCUGAAGUUAAGCGAGGAUUGAUUCCGGCUAUCAUUUCUCAGUACAUUGUUCCAGAAAUCGGAAUAUUUAAGGCCAAUCAAUAUAUGCUUACUGGCGAAAAGAUAUCGUCAGAGGAAGCCUUAAGAGGCAAUUUCAUUACCUGUGUUGUUGAUGAUCAUCGGCAAUUAGAAGACAAAGUCAAAACGUAUGCGAACGAACUAAUUUCGAGUGCGCCGAAUGCGAUGGCAACCAUAAAAACGUUAGUGUCCGUUGUAGGGUCUGGCGCUUCUAAAUUAGAGAAAGUCCAUCAUGUAAAGAACGUAUUUGUAAAAAUGAUGCGAUCUGAGGAAGCCGCUUAUGGUAUACAGGCCUUUGGUAGAAAAGAGAAACCAGACUGGUCAAAAUUCAAUUCAAAUCUGUGA